Micromonas commoda is the source of this 297-nucleotide messenger RNA. RefSeq lists its product with no specific name. The transcript has 2 exons. The annotation marks the transcript as partial. The record is from RefSeq and is a predicted model, not a curated record. Gene Ontology annotation, cellular component: nuclear body. Gene Ontology annotation, molecular function: transcription termination site sequence-specific DNA binding. NCBI's taxonomy places the organism in Eukaryota, Viridiplantae, Chlorophyta, Mamiellophyceae, Mamiellales, Mamiellaceae. Gene Ontology annotation, biological process: termination of RNA polymerase II transcription.
GUGGUGACACCGUACAAGGACCAGAUUGCCGAGCUCAGGCGAAAGUUCGAACCACUCACUAAGGGUCGUCCAGAGGCUCGCGUCACUCCCGUGGAGUUCGCAACGGUGGACGGGGUGCAGGGGAGGGAGUUUGAUGUUGUCAUAUUCUCCUGUGCUGCAGCGCAUUCUCGGCGGAUGAUUGGCUUCCUAUCCGAUCGGAGGAGGCUGAACGUCGCCCUGACUAGGCCGAAACGUGCUCUCUUUGUUCUCGGAAACGCGGCUACUCUUCGUCGCGCCGAUGAGAUCUGGUCUCUGUUC